GCACUCCCGAAAAAUUUGGGUUUCGCAAAAUUCCUCCAGCAUGCUGGAUAAAAAUUGUGUAGAAAAUGAUAUUACCGCGUGCAUAGACCGAGCUACUGACUUUUUGUUGUUGAAAGAUUUUGAAAAAUGCGCUUUCGAGUGUAUAAAGGGACUUAUAAUCGCAAAGCAGCAAGCAGACGAAGAAAGUGUUAAUAGAGCCUCGGAGAUGUUGUGUGUUUUGUGGAUUCAGGCAUAUGCUGAAUUGGAUCGUUGGCGGGAAGUGUUACCUUUUAUAACACAGGAAUACCAAGGAAUAGAAGGAUGUCCAGUUAAAGUUGUUCAGCUUCUAGUACUUCUCCAUGCUAAAGUUGAGGAAUUUGCACAGUGCCAUGCAAUAGCAAGCAUAUGGCUGAAGACUGACCAAAGUGUCAAAGAUGUUGAAGGUUAUGCGGUCCUGGCUGAAACCUAUUUGACUCAUGUCCUUGCAAGACAGAAGAAGUGGCAAGAGAUGGGUGCAUUUCUGAAGAGUUGUACUUCAUUGUCUUCAGAAGAAAUGACAAGACUUACACAAUUGUCAGAACUUUUAAAAAUCACUGAAGAAGACACUUCUAGUAGGAAAGAAAGGGAGAUCAAGGAUUUAGUACAGAGGCUCAAGAAACGAUCCCAAACACAACAGUGUAACACACACUCAAGAAAGAAUGCCAUCUCUGAGGUUGGGACAGAAUCCGAUUGCAGCAGAGGAAACCACAGGCGCAUUGUGACAUUUGUCCAUGGGUUAGGCCUUUACGUUAGCCGUGGACUUAGAUACAUCAACCUUAAAGUGAUCUACAAACUUAUCUUUGUGGGAAUGUUUGUGUACCUGAUCACAAUACAAGCCAAUGUGGGUGAUCUGAUCUCUAAUACUACCAGAAUAGGCCAGGUAGGAGAGGCAUUGAAGAAAGUACUGGUUUCUCUUCUGUGGCCUAGACAUCAGCAUUAGCACACAUGUGUGGACACGGGUGUAAUGUAUAUCAUCUUAUGACUGUACAGGUAUACAUUACCUGAUAUUGUUACGAUCACUGUGAGUUGAUGUCUAACUCAUGCUGGCUUUCUUCUCGGUUGUACUCAAGAAAGUCAGCGCGGUUUCCUCCCAAUAUGAUGCUGUCGUAUGAGUUAAAUAUUGUUGAGUACAGCACAAAACACCAAUCAAGUUAUUAAGUAAAUACCUGAUCACCAAGGAAUAACUGGCAGUUAGAUAAUUUACAAGGUGACUUUGCAACAAGGUAUAUAUGGAUGUCAACUUAUGGUCUUAGACUGAGAGUUUGAGGCCUUUAAAGGUGGCGAAAACAUAAAAAGCAUGUACGAGCGUAAACUACAUAAGAGUGUGAAAUUACUUGUAAAUUUGAUGGGUUCUUUGGUCUUUAAAGAGAAAGCAACAGUUGAAAACUCAUUUUUGCUCAUGUUUAUACACAUGUAGUUAUUUUCUUGUAUAGAAGGUCUGUGUUAUGGUUGACUCUUGUUUUAUAAUGAUGUUACAUGUAUGUAGGCCUACAAUGCAGUAUCAGAGGUUAAAAAGUAGUUGUUUUACAAUUAAUCCAUAUAUGCCUCAAUCUGAUGUUUCUGCAGAAUGUAAAUGUAGUUCACGUUCUCUGUUAAACGAAGGAUAAGUAAACACAGAAUCAUGCAUCAGUGGAAAGAACUGAAAGAAAUGCUAUCGUUUUUUCAUUGAGGUGAUAUCUGUUAAUCAAUGAAUCAAUAAUUGUUUGUUAAUGUAGAUAUGCUAAGAUUCCAGAUUUAAUGUUUAGAUAUACAAGAGGUCACUCACUUCUUGUUAGAAAUGAAUAUGAAAUUUUGAAAUUAGAAUGUUACACCAGCACAGUAAUGUCCCUUGUUUUUCUGAUUGACUGUCAUAUAUACAGACGAAGAAAGCAUCCAGUAACUUGUAAAUUACUUCUUUUGUUCUGAAUCUCAUGGAUUGCGUUAUGAAAAAAAUUUAUUAAAGAUUCUCUCUGAAUAGGUGCUGUAGUUUACAGUAAUAGAAGAUAUAGACAAGCAAGCAAGCUAUUGGACAAAGUGAGGAUGUUAUUUAUCUUUGUAAAGGGAACCUCCGUGGCUGAGGUAGUUGCAAGCCAGCGCAGCACAACAACCCAGGAGGUUGUUACAAAUAUGUUUGCUGUGAGUUCCUCUCCUGCAGUACGUGGCAACGUCUGUCAUCAACUUGCAGAUGGUUGUGGGUAUCCCCCAGGCUCUGCAUGGUUUCCUCCCACCAUAAUGCUGGCCACCAUCAUAUAAGUGAAACAUUCAAGAGCACGGCAUGAA
Messenger RNA from Liolophura sinensis, 2277 nucleotides. RefSeq names its product peroxisome assembly protein 26-like. Gene Ontology annotation, molecular function: protein-containing complex binding; ATPase binding. Gene Ontology annotation, biological process: protein import into peroxisome matrix; protein import into peroxisome membrane. The record is from RefSeq and is a predicted model, not a curated record. NCBI's taxonomy places the organism in Eukaryota, Metazoa, Mollusca, Polyplacophora, Chitonida, Chitonidae. The transcript has 5 exons. The coding region runs from base 41 to 958 and encodes 305 amino acids. Gene Ontology annotation, cellular component: peroxisomal membrane; peroxisome.